Molecule: messenger RNA, 966 nt
Organism: Kazachstania africana CBS 2517
Lineage: Eukaryota; Fungi; Ascomycota; Saccharomycetes; Saccharomycetales; Saccharomycetaceae
Gene: TAF4
Product: Taf4p
Exons: 1
Coding region: 1-966 (321 amino acids)
Biological process (GO): transcription initiation at RNA polymerase II promoter
Cellular component (GO): transcription factor TFIID complex
Molecular function (GO): DNA binding; RNA polymerase II general transcription initiation factor activity
Source: RefSeq, a predicted model, not a curated record
AUGCCAGAAUCACCUGCUAAGAGAUCAGGGGAACCCACUGAAGAAGCUGCUGAAAAGAAACGCAAGCUGUCGAACAAUGAUGAGUCGGAUUCCGAGUCGUCUGUAAUUCCUUCCACGGGAAGUGGAUUGGCAUUGCCCAAACUGGAUGAAAGAAAGAAAUCUGCUAAGAAAGCUGCAAGCACAACAUCUUCGGUGAAACCACCAACACAGACAGAUCCAAGCAAGAUGCAGGAUGUCUUGUUUUCUGCAGGGGUCGACGUCAAAGCGGAAGAAGCAUUACUAAACUCAUCAGUCACCGCUGCAAGAAGUUCAAGUCAAUCACAAGCAAAAGUACCGCCUCAUCCACCUUUCUUGCAUCCAACACAAUUGAGUACAUUCAUGAAAAAGAUAGUACGUGAUCAAAAUUUCCUCAUCGAUUCAAAUUUUGAAAAAAAUCCUGCUCUAUUGAAUAUGAUCUCUUCAUCGUGUGAAAUGUACAUUAAAGAUAUAAUAACCAACUCAUUAAUCAUAUCGAGACAUCGUAGGAAAGGUGUGCAAAUAAACACGGGAAGAAGAAGCGAAAUUUCAGUGGCAUUAAGGGCAGUGGCUUUACAACAGAAGAAGGAAGAAGAAAGAAGAUUAAAAAAAAGAAUCGCCUUGGGGCUCGAAAAGGAAGAUUUAGAGAAUAAAAUUGACUCUGAAGAAACUUUACAUAGAGCUUCAAACGUUACAGCUGGGUUAAGAGCAGGUAGCAAAAAGCAAUACGGAUGGUUGACUUCUUCCGUAAAUAAAGCAGCUGCCACUCCUUUAAGUUCGGCAGGUAAAGUCGCUACAGAUAUUGCUACAAGAGGUGAUAUGGGUCUAAGAUUUAGAGAAGCAAGAGAAGAACCCGGUAUUGUCAUGCGAGACUUAUUAUUCGCCUUAGAAAACAGAAGAAUUGGCGUACAUAAUGUCAUAUCGAAAGGUUAUGCUAGAAUAAGAGAUUAG